AUGAAGCCUGCCAGGGCUACGGCCGUGGAGCAGGCAUUGAAGAAAGAUGCUCCGGCAUUGGAGAGAUGGACGGAGAUCGAAACUAUCCUGCAGGAGAGCAGGAAGUGCUACAGGCAGGUGCUGCGGCCGGGUCAAGUCCUGGUGCACCCGUCGAAUCGCUCAGGGUUAGGAUUGAAUGGAGCCCAAGUUCACAAGACAGGGGCCCAAGUGCAAUCUGUAGGCUUCAGCUCCAUGGAGCUGAAGCGAAGUGUUUGCAUGGAAAUAUCCACGGAUAGAGCUCUGAGCCAAAAGGCCUUUAGUUUCAACAAGCGGCAAGUGGAUAUGAAUGGAGGGCUGCUAGCUGAGGUGCGAGGCGAUGAGCGAUACAUGUCGUUAGCAUGCAGUCACUUUACGGCAUUUUGCCGUGCCUGCAUUGCAGCAUGUCCCUCGGACCAAGAGACGGUGUCGGACAACGGCAAGCUCACGUUGCAGCGAUUGUCUACGGACUUUCGGCAGGCCGUGGAUAAUGGAUGGGAGUGGCUGGUGCUGUCAGCGGAAGUUGAUGCAGUACUGCCCUCGCUGGCCUCCUUCGUUCAGGAAGUCAUGAAUGCAGCCCAAGGAGUUGCAAGAACGGCAGGCGAGCUGGAGCUCGCCAUGGCGAUGGUGACCCGAGCAAAGUUGCUGGCAGAGCAAGGUUUGUGCAUCGACUGGGAUGUUGUGCAAGCUGAUGUAGCAGCCACGGUGCCGGAUGCCUCGCCACAGACCGUGGCCGCUUGCGGGUUGUUCUGCAGAUUCUAUGCAGGAGGAACCGAAGCACCUCUGCUGAAGUUUUUGCACGACUUUUCCUUGAAAUAUGGGGCAAGCAAAAGAUUGGGAGAGGAAUUCAUGUCCACGGUCGCCGGCCUCCGGUUUGCAGGGCAGGAGCGAUCGCAUGCUUUCGCAAGGGCUGCGAUGAUCGCGACGAACCUGACAGCCACAAAAGUGGUAGACGGUGUGGCUCGGCUGCUGAGCAAGAGCGAUGUCAGCAGGCUCUGUGCGAAAGGCAUGGAAGAUGCUGUAAAGGAUUGGGAGGAGCUUCUUGCUCGUGCCUGGGCUCACACUCAGAAUGUGACGGAUGCAAGUGCACGUGCCAAGGCAGUUGAGUGCUUCGGUCGCCUGAUGGUUCGCAGCACCCUCUUCAUGUGCAAGAAAGAGAAGUCGGGGCAAGAAGGCCUUGAGCACGGGUCAUUGGCCAAUUUGCUGACUUUGUACGAACACGAGAUGGGUGGCAAGAGUGCCGGUGCAACACCGGCUGCUGCUACAAAAGAUGGGCCGUCUGAUGCGGCCCCUGCGACCUUGGAGAACAUGCAGGACCCGGCCUUCCUGAUGAAGCUGCAAGGCUUCGCAGAGGGGAACCUGUACAAAGGCAAGCAGAAGUAUCAGGACAUCUGGCCUUGGAAGCUGGAGAAAAUCGGCCAGAGCCACGGCUCUUUCUCGCUGUCUUGCCCAGUGAGCUGGGACAAGAAGGUCGAGGUGCCUCUGAGCGAGCUCAAGAAAUUUUUCGAUCUGUAUAGCGGAGAUGCACCCGAAGUGGUGUCUGACUCUGUGGACCGACUGCCCCAUAAUACGGAGGCUUGCAGCCAAGAGAGACUCCGAGGAGAGUUCUUCGAGCUCUGCUGCGAGUAUUUCCUGAAGUACUCGCACUGUGAAGAGGAGUUGACCUUUUUGAAGAAUCCCACGUGCUGUCUGUUGGAGGGCAAAGCCAAGACAGGCAAGCUGACGAUCUUCCCCUUCACGGAUCAGAUUUCAAAGGUUGGCUUAAAGCCGGCAGCUGGCAGUGUGGAGGUUUGGCAUUCGGCCUCGGGCACAAGCUUGUAUAUUUCACCCCCGGCUGCAGCCGGAAGUUUGCUAUCUGCCUUCUGGCAGAUCCCGGUCGGCUCAGAGCCGAAUCUGGCGACAGUCCUUCUGAACGAGAAGGGCUGGAAGAUUCCCAUUUUGAAGAACACUGCUUCGCUGAAGGAGUGCAUCCUGUACAGGCCGAAGCCUGCCGAAAGUUUGAGGGCCUCGGCCCAAGAGCUGGAUCAAGGAUCCGCUGCCUCGCGAAAGCGAAAGGCUAAUAUAGGUACAAUGCCGCUGGUAAUCGAAAGAGUAUAUGUCCUGAAGCUGGAUGGUGCCAGCUGGACUGUGGGUGACAAGGAGCUAGAACCAACGGACCAUGGUCCGUUUGUGGUACUUCGUCCAUGGAGCCCGGGCUUGUGCAAGCUGCUUUCUAAGCAGCAUAGCAUAAAACUGCCAAAAUACCCGGCAAAGUCAUCGUUGUCCCAGAGCGAUGUUUAUCUAUCGCUCGUGGGCUCCCGAAACGAUGCCUCCAAGGAGCAGCAGUCCAAGCGGCAGGCAGAGAAACUGAAAGAACAGAGCUCUGGCCUUUUCGGCGGGGAAGACAGCGAGGCUGCUCUAGUGUCUGUAACAGGCAGCUCUCCGAGAAAAGCAGCGAAGACUCGCUUGUCCCGCCGUGCUUCCAGGGAAGCAAGAGCAGAAAAGAAUGUGCUGAAGGUUACCUGGAUGGGAAAGGAGAUCCGUGUCCUGGAGGCGGGCCAUGUCACGGAUGUGCCCAAAGUCCACUUGGAUGAUAUGGCAUUGUUCUUUGAAGCAACACAAAAUGCCGUGCUUACUGCUGAGUCUUUUCAGACUAGAGCACGGCAAAGCUUUCCUAAGGGAACUGCUGCGAAGGACAAAGUCGUGAAAAUCGGCCAAGGCCGCCAGGCUCAACGGACAGGCGACGACAGAAGGUAUUCGCUUGUCAAAAAAGCCGGGGCCAAGGCCCGGCCCUUGGAUCCCCUGCCGCUGCAGGAGGCUGAGGUUGUGAAGUUUGUGCCGGUGUUUGCAGCUGUUUGGGCUCCUGUAGGGAGCCCUUGGAUGGGGGCUGGCCUUUUUUACGAGGCGAAGUCGUCGGCCAUGCCCAAGCACCGGGACCAGGAUAGAAGGAGGAGGAGCUCGAGCUCAGAGGAUAGAGAAGAACGACGAGAUCCUCGACUACGGUCGAGAUCUCACGAAGAGUCCGAGGACCAAAAGAAAAAGGAGGAGGAUGGCAACAAAAAGCCAGAGGAGAACGAGAACAAGAAAGAGGAGGAGGAGAACUUUGAGGAGGAAACUGUGGCCUCCGAGGAGGCAACUGAGUCCGAGGACAAAGAAAAGGAUCCGGAGGAGGAGCCGGAGGAGGCUACGGCCUCGAAGCCAAAGGAGGCGGCCUCGGAGGCUGCGGCCUCGAAGCCCAGAGUCCCUUCUCUGGAUGAGAAGACCGCUCCUGAUUGGCCGAUAAGUGCCGCCGGCAGGACGGCCCUUCUCAGCUUCGGUAUGGGCCUUGGCCCCCGAGGGGCCGGAGCCGCCUCUCACAUCACCAUAGCCAUAUCCCUGGCCCUUGUCGCCAUAUCCAUGGCCCUUGUUGCCGGAAUCCCGCCGCAGCUCCCACUUUGGGACUUCGGAUUCCUCUUCGCUCUCCUCUUCCCUCCCGGGCUGCCAGUGCUCCUGGAACCGGCGCUUUGCCCGGCCUGCAGCAGCCUCCUUGCUGAGCCCUUGGGCUAUGUAUUUCCAAGUUCGGUGAAACACCGACAAUCGGUGCUGGCGACGGGCGGCCGCAUGCUCCUGUAUCCACCUCCAGCAAAUGGGGCACUUUUUGGACUGGAGAGCUGCCUGGGAUGCCGCCUAGCUCGGCAGCCGCCUGCCGUCUUCCCCAAAAAACCAGAGUGCCGGCUGCCGUCUGGUGAAAAAAAGAGAUGCGAGAAGCCUCCACGGAGGCGUGUGGAAGCCUCCACGGAGGCGUGUGGGCACAGGGAGAAGAAGGAACUCUCCACGGAGAUGUUCCGGCAUUUGCUGUUGGUGCGGAAAUUGCCCCAUCUCACAGCCUCGGCUUUGUCCGAAGUUUGCAAAGUUCUGCGGGACGAGGGUGUCCCGGAACUCACACAAAGAAAACAUAUAGCCGAGGCUGCCUGGCAACCCCUGAAAGAGAAUAGGAUCCUCAAUCGUCUGUCACUUUUGCAGACAGAUGGUGCAGAGCUGCAGAUACCCAGUGUCGAUUUUUGGGCUCUGCUGCAAGCUGCUAUCUCGGAUGCCGACAGCAACUUCGCCCAAUAUUUUUGGGCGUGCAUCGACAAGAAUCCUCCGAGCCCCAGCUCGGCAUGGCGGCUGAUCCUCUAUACGGACGAGAUCGUGCCGGGUAAUCCUUUGGCAGUCCAGACGAAGAGAAAAAUCUGGGCUUGCUAUGCCUCGUUCGUAGAACUUGGAAGCUAUGCAUUGCAGCACGAGGAGUCGUGGCUAUGCAUAGGACUGCUCCGAUCCAGCCUGAUGGCCAAGGCCGAAGCAGGUGUCUCUCAAUGGAUCUCGAAAAUCCUGCGAGACAUAUUCAUGCGGCCGGCCAACCAUUUGGAGCACGGGUGCAUAUCGUUGCAGCGACCAGGAGGUCCGCCCGUCCUCUUCCGGGAGGUUUUGUCAAUGAUCGUUCAAGACGGUGGUGCCCAUAAAGCUCUAUGGAGCUGCAAGGGGGAUGCUGGCACCCGCAUGUGCAUGCUGUGCAGGAAUGUAAUAGCACAACGAUGUGAUAUCCUGCACAGCAGCGGGCUCCCCGUGGUCGGUUCCUCUGAGAUCCGAGAAAGUAAGCUUUCGCUUGCGACCGACCAAUCCAUCCACGAGGCCAUGGCUAAACUGGCAGAGAAGAAGAUGCUUCUGAAUGCUGCAGAUUUCAGCACGUGGCAGCAAGCCACCGGCUGGACUUAUAAUAGUUGUUCCCUGCUGCAACAAGAGGAUCAACGAUGGCUGGUCCGGCCGGUCUCACAGUAUUGCCACGACAGCAUGCACACCCUGCUGGUCUCCGGUGUCUUCCAGACAGUGACCUGGCUUGUUUUGGAAGCUUUGCAGAAGCAGUUUCCCAAUCUCUGGGAAAUCGCCGACGAGUACGUGGCCAAGUGGACCCUGCCCCGGAACAUCUCGGCCAAGGCCGAAGGGAUGCUGGGUCAGUCCCGAGCAAAAGCAUGCAAGGAAGCCGAGACCUUUAAAUGCACGGCCUCCGAAGGCUUGACACUGUCUCCAAUAUUGGCUUGUUUCUUCAGGCAGCUCGCCAGGGCAAAUGCAAAUGUUGAGGCAGUGCAAGCGAUCCAAUGUUUCUUGCAGCUGGACAAACUCGUGGCAUGCUGCCAGAGAGCUCGCAUCGACCGCAUGCAUUCCAAGUUCCAUUGGCUUCUCCACUUCGGUUCGCACCUGGAAAAGUGGGGUUUCAUGGUUCAGUGCUACACUCACGAAAGAAAGCAUCGCACUAUCAAGAGAUUCGCCGAGGACAUCAAGAAGACUUCUGCUUACGAGCAGGGUCUUCUCCGAGAAGUUCUUGGACAAGAACUAUAUUGCUUGGCAAGAGCUGAUUGUUUCGCAGCGAUGCUGCAGUUGCAGGACCCGAAGCCAGCUUCUCGGAGGAAGGCGGCAGCACUUCGCAAAAUCAUUCCGGAGCUGACCUCGGCACAAGUGAUUCAUGUGGCAGAAAAAGUCAGGCUGCCCUCCGGGGAACGGAUAUGUCGUGGCGAUGCGGUGCUGCUUGAAGGGAACGGUUGCUUGGAGUGUGCCCUUGUCUGGGCAUUCGUGGAACUGGCAGGGCAAGCCUACAGUGUUGUGCAUUCCAUUUCUUCUCUGCUUUGCGAUGACCUCGUGGGGGCUUCGGUCGAUGCUUUGAUGAACAGCUGGUGCACCCGGCUGGAGAGCCUUGGCUCUCUGUCGUUAGGGCAAGCCAUGCAGAUGAAGCAGACGAUCCAGGAUCUGAGCUUCGAGAGCACCCUGUCAGAACGGUUGCUUGAAAAAGUUGAAGCCAAAGUUCUGGCAACGGCCACGGCUGCAACACCGCCGCCAGAUACUACAUAUACGCCUCACAAGCGAAAGGAGGAAAGCAAGCCGCAGACCUUGCUGAAGCCGGAAAACUUCAUCACGGUCACUGAGUGGUCUAUGCUGGAAAAGUCGCCAGCACCGGCAAGGCUGGAAAUCCUUCUGAAAAGGUAUCUGCAGCUGGGCCUGAGGAACCUCACAGAACAGACGGUCAAGAAAGGCCUGGCCUUCCUCUUGGCACUGGCAGCCGGCGAGCUCAGUCAGAUGCCGACAUAUGAAGAGAUCUACGAAGAGGUCCAGGUCUUCAAGAGCUCUGUUCGACCGAGCCUAGCUCACAUUCCGAUGCGAUCUACUUCCAAGCUCUUGCAGAAGAACAAGAAGCAGAGGCUGCCGAGGCCAGAUGGCCAGGCCGCCGUGUCUGAGCAGCAUGCGCACGAGUUCCAGAGCCGCAUGGAGCAGUGCUUCGGGCGACUGGAAAGAAUGCUGGACCAGGGCUGCGGUCAGAAUGCCAUCCAGGAUGGUGGGCGAAGGGAGCUGCAGCUUGCUGCAGGCGCAAGCGAGCUGAGCAGCAGCAGUGCCGGGGUCGGCUUUGCUCUGGGCAACCCAGCCCAGCCGGUUUCGGCUGCGACACAGCAGACCUCGCCAGGGCGACAGUCGGCCUUGCAGCUAGCCCUGCCUCCAGCCGAAGAACCCGAAGCAACGGAGUCGCUCCCUGCCGAGAACGAUCUCGAGGACGAAGCUUUGUUCAAGAAGCUCAAAGAUCGCAAAGCUGGGAUUCUGAAGAAGCCGGCCGCUGCAGCUGCAGCGAGUGGCCAAGGAAACUUGGCAAAGAACAAGACAAAAACGAAUGGCCAAGGCCAAGAUCCAAAGAAGAAGGGCAGCGGCAAAGGCAAAGGAAAGUCCAAGGACAAGAGUGCUUCGAAGAAAGGCCAAGGCAAAGCAAAGGAGCAGCAAGCCCAAGGCUCGCAUGGAAAGCGGAAGUUCCAAAUUGUCUGGGAGGACGGCUGCAUCCAGAAGAACUAUGCUUCUCGCAUGUACAAGCGAGCCGGAACGUGGGCAAAGCAGCAAGGCUUCUCGGAGCAGCAAGUGGUAGAGUGCCAGCGAGAGGCCCACAGAGAGGCCAUUCUGCUGUGGAAGAAGAAGAACGGCUGCUAA
Messenger RNA from Symbiodinium sp. CCMP2592, 6972 nucleotides. NCBI's taxonomy places the organism in Eukaryota, Dinophyceae, Suessiales, Symbiodiniaceae. The record is from the annotation of a GenBank genome assembly.